This is a messenger RNA of Nematolebias whitei (Rio pearlfish), 696 nucleotides long. RefSeq names its product Down syndrome cell adhesion molecule. The record is from RefSeq and is a predicted model, not a curated record. NCBI's taxonomy places the organism in Eukaryota, Metazoa, Chordata, Actinopteri, Cyprinodontiformes, Rivulidae. The coding region runs from base 1 to 696 and encodes 231 amino acids. The transcript is spliced from 4 exons.
AUGCUUGGACCUCCUCCACUUGAGGAAGCACUUUACUUCCAACCUGGAGAGGGCAACCCACCUUUUUCAACUGAGAAUCAUGGCUUCAGAUACAGAGUUUUCAGUGAAGAUCUGCAUUCCAGCCUGUACUUUGUCAAUGCAUCUCUGCAAGAGGUAGUAUUUGCCAGCACCACAGGGACUUCUGUUCCCUGUCCUGCUGGGGGGGUGCCGCCUGCCUCUCUACGCUGGUAUCUGGCCACCGGCGAGGAGAUCUACGAUGUCCCGGGCAUCCGUCACGUCCACCCAAAUGGAACGCUCCAAAUCUUCAACUUCCUGCCAUCCAGCUUUAGCAAGCUGAUCCAUGACAACACAUACUACUGCACUGCCGAGAACCCUUCUGGCAAGAUUAGGAGUCAGGAUGUCCACAUCAAAGCCGUUUCACGAGAACCCUACACAGUCAGAGUGGCAGACCAGAAGGCUAUGAGAGGCAGUGUUGCCGUCUUCAAGUGCAUUAUUCCAGCUUCUGUGGAGGCCUACGUCACCGUUGUGUCAUGGGAGAAGGACACCGUUUCACUGAACUCAGACUAUAUCCAUGAUUUUUUCUUGUUCUCUCGACUGUUCGGGCUGUAUGUACAGUCUGAGUCGUCCUCCUACCUGUUUACUGUUGUAUGGCGUUACUGUGGCUCUGAGGCCAGUGCAGCUCUGUCUCCUCACUAG